AGCUAGCUAAAAUGCUACAGGGGAGCUCACUAGAAGGCUGCAGCGGAGCUCGCUGGCAUGCUACAACGGAGCUCGCUAAAAUGCUACAGCGGAGCUCGCUAGCAUGCUACAACGGAGAUUGCUUAAAUCCUAUACCAGAACUUGCUAUCAUGCUACAGAGAAGUUCACUAGCAUGCUGCAGCUAGCUCUCUAGCAUGCUGCAGCUAGCUCGCUAGAAUGCUACAGCAGAGCUUGCUCGAAUGCUACGCUGUCCACCGCUGGCUAGUGUAGCAUGUAAACCCACUGAAUCCCCACUUUUGUUGGUGUGGGCAAACACAGGUAGGACCACCACGGAAACUCCGCACAAACCCAUUCGGAACCCACAUUUUCUGCUCACUUUUAAACUAUAUGGGGCCCCUUGGCCUUGCUGGCUGGGAAGGAGCAAUAAUAAUAAUGGGAUUGAAAAAUGUAUUAAUGAAACAGAAAGAAAAGCUUGAACAUAAUCUUUAGGGCUCUGGGCAGAUAACAUUAUACAUGCUAGGGAUGAUCUCUGAAAAACAAACAAGCAAAAAAAACAAAACAAAGGCAAACAAUCUCUCUGUUCUCUCCAGGUUGCUCCAGUGACAUCAGUCCACCCUAAGAGUCUUCUCCCACCAUGACCACGGUCGCUCUUUCACCCAUAAGCCCCGAGUCCCCGUCCCCGAUGCUGACAUCCGUCACCCCGACUCUGGACCUCGGCCCCUCCAGGUCUUCUUCAGGAACAGUCGGCGCCCCCCUCACAGAUCUGGACCAGGAGGGUUCACUGGAAAAGACCUUGUUGACUAAUUCCAGCAGAGGCACCUUGACUGCUGGAGAACCCAACAAUGGGCAGGACUUCUCCAGGACAAAGAAGCCUCCGCCUCUCCACGCCGGAGCUGACUGGAAGGUUGUUCUCCACCUCCCAGAAAUCGAGAAGUGGCUGAGAGCGACCAGUGACAGAGUGACCCAGCUCACCCACUCUGCGAGUCAGGACGCUGACAACAGACACGUGGACGUCCACCUGAUGCAGCUCAAGGACGUCUGUGAGGACAUUUCCGACCAUGUCGAGCAAAUCCACGCCUUACUGGAGACGGAGUUCUCCCUGAAACUCCUCUCUUACUCUGUAAACAUCAUAGUUGACAUCAGGACGGUGCAGCUGCUUUGGCAUCAGCUGAGAGUGUCAGUUCUGGUCCUGAAGGAGCGACUGCUGCAGGGUCUGCAGGACUCCAACGGGAACUACACCCGUCAGACCGACAUCCUACAGGCCUUCAGCCAGGACCAGCACCAGACCCGCCUGGACGCUCUGACGGAGGUGGACGACUGUGGCCAGUUGACCAUUCGCUGCAGCCAGGACUACUUUUCUCUGGACUGUGGCAUCACUGCCUUUGAGCUGAGCGUUUGCAGUCCCAGUGAUGAGCCGGAGGUCUGCAGUGUAGAACCCAUGCCUGAAGACUCCCACAUCCAGGACUCAAACCAGAAGCCUCCUGUGAAUGAGGAGGGUGAAGGAACUGACCCACCACAGCCUGAACUUCCAGUCCUGAGCGCCUCCUCAAACCAAAACCACUCCUCCUCUGUGUUACCUACAGUGCAGUGCGGCAUGCCCAACCAGGGUGAAAGCUCAAAGCGCAUUCUGCAGGGGGGGAGUCACAACACAGACACGUCCCCCACACAUCCGUCGUUACCAAAGAGAGCUGCCUUGCUCAUCAACCAAGAAGCAGCAGACUCAUAUGGAGAUGCUGCAAAACCUCUCUGUGACGCCCAGAUUCAUGAGCUGAGCCGCAGCACCCCCUCUCUGGUGGAACCUCCGGACCGCUCCAAGUUCUGGCUGGAGCUGGACUCAGUUUAUUCGCAGAACGUGUCUCAGUCCUGUGAAAGCCUGCAGAUGAUUGAGCGGGGCUCCACAAGACGCUCUGCGAGCUCCACGCAGAGAGCACGCUCAGGAGGGUGCGGGCACAGACGGCUGCCGCACAGGUCAUCUGGGGUCAGACCCAGCAAGGGCCCCCUCGCCGUCCAGAGCUCAAUGUCUCAGGAGGAAGGAUCCAGCCAAAUACAGCAGAGGCAGAAGGAGGCACGCUUACGCAGCAAGGGAGACUCCGAGUCCUCCUCGCCCUCCCCCAUGAAGGAGCAGCUCCUUUCCUCAGACACGGAGGCGUCCCGAGAAGAGUCAGAACCUCAGCUGCACCCCAGCAAGGCAACAGUGUGGAUUGUGAAGCAGCGGGGAGAGGAGGCUCAGGUUCCAGCCUCAGACAGGCAGCACUGGUACGGUUCAGAGGAGUUCCUGGCUCUUCCUGCUCAGCUUCAUAAAACAGAGAUGCUCACGCUGAAACUCGAGAGUCUCACCAAGUCAAUCCCUCAUAGUUCUGGUGAUGGUACCCAGGUGGACCUGCAGGACGUAGAUGACUGGGAGCUGACGGAGCUGAACACGGACUGGGAUGUGGGAGAGAGUGGGGACAACCUGAGUGGGGAUGAUGCUCCCUCUCCACUGCAGCACCCUUACAGAAGGAAGCUGGUCAGCCGCUUCAGCCCCACCUCCUCCAGCGACAUUGCACCCUCACUGGAUGAAAGCUUGGAGUCCGGCCCCUUCAGUGACCUGCAGUCUGAUGAAGAUGAAGGAAGGAGGUCAGGGGAUCCAUGUCUUCAGCGGACAGCGCCCCUGGUGGACGGGCGUGGAUGUGUCGCUCUGGUGCAACAACUGCUGGAGGACAUUCAGAGUCAGAACAAAGAUCCUGACGUGUGGAUAAAAAUUGAGGGUUUCGUGCAGAAGUUGGACGGGUUCAUCUCAUGGCUGCAUGAGGCCCUGGGCAGCACAGAGAACUGGACCCAGCCCAGGCAGGAUUUGGAGAGCCUGAAAGCGUACCUGGACACUCACCUGAGUUUCAAGCUGAGCGUGGACAGUCACGGCGCUCUGAAGCUCAGCAUCAUGGAGGAAGGCAGAGCGCUGCUCGGCGUCCUCACCUCCCACCACUCGGCGCUCAAGGAUAUCCUCCAUAUGGUUUCCAGCCAGUGGGAUCAGCUCCAGCGGCAGAUCCGGCGCCAGCACGGCUGGAUGCUCCGCACCCUCCGCUGCAUCCAGGCCCGCCUCUUCUACACCAACCAAUCACAGGAGGUCUUAACACCUCUGUGGGACUCCUCAGCCAAUCCACGGCGCUCGUGCUCCGCGGAAGGCCAAGAGAUGGACCUGAUCUCCAGCCAGUUCAAAGUUCAGAGAGAUGCCCUGGAGAGGAUGGCCAUCAAGCUUAGCAGCCUGCAGUACCCUCCUCCCCCCAACAGCAGGCACAACAGCCAGGAAACCAGGAGCACCAGUCUGCAGGAGUUUGAGUCAGAGUACCAGGAGCUGUGGGAUUGGUUGAUGGACUUGGAUGCCAUGGUAACAGACAGCCAUCAUUUGCUGAUGUCGGAGGACCAAAGACUUCACCUCUUCAAGAGCAGCCACUGUGACAUGAUGAUGAUGGAGGGCAGGAGGACCGGGCUGCUGAGCCGAGCCGCUGCUCUGAGGAGGACAGGAGCCACACUCCCCCCCAACCUCCAUGUCAGGAUACACAAACUUACACAAACGUGGAAACAACUAGAGAAAGUCCUCUCUGAGCAUUCAGGACCACGUUCUUUUGAGCGGAAGCAGACCUUAAACGUGAACCCUCUGUUGGCUGGAGGCGGGGGCGUUCCUGCAGAAGAACUGCCCUCCGUCCUGUCCCCGCUCACCACCUCACUGCUGGAGCAGCUGGAGGCUCGCAUCAAGGAGCUGAAGGCGUGGCUGCGGGACACCGAGCUCCUCAUCUUCAACUCCUGCCAGAAACAAGACCAGAAUGUGUCUGAGCAGCUGCAGAGCUUCAAGUGUCUGUCCUCAGAGAUCCGAGCUCGGCGCCGAGGAGUGUCGUCUGUCCUAAAACUGUGCCAGAAGCUUCUCCUGCAGAGCCAGGCGGGCCCCAUGGCAGAGGUGGGUCCAGAUGCAGAGCAGCACCAGGAGGCCCUCCAGCUGCUGUCAAUCAACCUGCAGAGGAGGUGGGAGGCGAUCGUGAUGCAGGCGCUGCAGUGGCAGAACAGGCUGAGGAGGAAGCUGGGGGAGCAGCAG
Oryzias melastigma (Indian medaka) is the source of this 4066-nucleotide messenger RNA. It is a transcript of the gene akap6, whose product is annotated as A kinase (PRKA) anchor protein 6. NCBI's taxonomy places the organism in Eukaryota, Metazoa, Chordata, Actinopteri, Beloniformes, Adrianichthyidae. The record is from RefSeq and is a predicted model, not a curated record.